Messenger RNA from Rhododendron vialii, 2787 nucleotides. RefSeq lists its product as uncharacterized. NCBI's taxonomy places the organism in Eukaryota, Viridiplantae, Streptophyta, Magnoliopsida, Ericales, Ericaceae. The record is from RefSeq and is a predicted model, not a curated record. Bases 657 to 2471 code for a protein of 604 amino acids. The transcript has 11 exons.
AUCCUUGGUAAACUUUGUUUUUUUAAUGAGAUCUAUCAUAUGAAUGGUGCCAAUUAUCAAAGUAAAUACAAGAAAAACCCACAAAUGCCCUUAACAAUGUAGUCUAGUCCAUUUUAAGAACUGUAGAGGAUCCUUAUAGCUGUUAACAGUAUUAUUAUUUUGAUUUGUCCAUUUAGAUCUAAUCUUGCAUUAUUGGCUGUAUUAAUUUAUCUACUUUAGCACACUUUGACAUUUAUAGGUUCUGCGGGGAGACUUUCUCCAACGAAAGCCCACGAGUUGUUUACUUCUUUCCAUGCCAAAAGACUCUCUCCAUUGCCCAAAAGCUAACAGAUUUGUAGAGGAGAGAGAGAGAAGAAACCCAUCACGGAGAAGGCAUUGCAGUCAGAUGGGUCAACUUUCCUUAGCUUCAUUUGUUAACUGAUUGCAAAGUAUUUUUUUCCCCAUCCGUGGUGUUCAGACUUGAGACCACUGCUCGCACUUUACAAGAAACCAUCACUUGAUUAGUGCUUGUGAAGGAAGAAGACAAAGUGGGUUUGCGAGAGGACCCAUUUGUUGUCAUUUGGACUGGUGGGCCUUUUCUGUUUUUUGUUUUUCGGUUUUAUAUUUUAGGUAAAUUUUCUUGGAAAAGGUGGCAUCUUGGGUUCUCUGUUUGAAAGAUGGGGCCUGAAGGGUGUGGCAGUAGCAAAGGGCCUGGAGUGGGAGUUACUUUUGUUCAUAAGCGUUCUAAGAGCUUCCCUGAUAAGAGAAAACUCGGAGAAGAUAACUUCGAUGGUUUCCUCGAAGCUUCGGACCAGUCAAAGUUGCAGGAUACGGGGCACUUUAAGGACUGUGUCAAGACCAAGAAGAAACAAUCCCCUAGGUCUGCAAUCCAGACUUCUUUGAAGCAAGAGAUACUACAGCUUGAGAAAAAACUACAAGACCAAGUCAUUGUCCGCCGUGCUUUAGAGAAAGCACUGGGUGAUGGAUCUUCCUCUCGCGAUUUCACAAAUGAAGCCUCAUUGCCUAAGCCCGCAUCAGACCUGAUCCAAGAAAUUGCAGUGUUGGAGCUGGAAGUUGUGCAUUUGGAGCAGUAUCUUCUCUCAUUGUACCGCAAAACAUUUGACCAACAAAUUUCCUCAUCCCCAUCUGUAAAAGAUGUCGUAUUAAAAUCACCUUUUAUUGCACCUAGGCAAAGAUUUCUAGAAGCUUCCAGAUCUGAAGCUAGUUGUCCGUCACUUGCCAACCCUUGGAAUGAAUCCAGCAGUAUAGGUGAAGAGAAGCUAUUAGAUUCCGCAGUUCAACGCUGUCACUCAUCACUAUCACAGCUUACUUUUCGAUCGAAUAGAACUUCUCCUCCAGCAGAGUCACUAGCUAAACUUCUUCGUGCAUGUCAUUCUCAGCCUUUGUCCAUGAUGGAGUACGCUUUGUCAAAUGUAAUAAGUCUUGCAGACCAUCUUGGUACCCCCAUUUGUGAUCAUGUUCCAGAGACACCGAACAAGCUUUCUGAAGAUAUGAUCAAAUGCAUGUCAUCUAUCUAUUGCAAGCUUUCAGACCCGCUUUUGACAAAUCACUCUGUGUCAUCUCCCAAUUCAUCUUUGUCAUCAUUGAGUGCAUUUUCUCCAAAAGAUCAAUGCGAUAUGUGGAGUCCCGGGUUGAGGAAAGAUUCCUCCUUUGACGUACAGUUGGAUAAUCCUUUCCACGUGGAAGGACUAAAGGAGUUUAGUGGACCAUACAGCACAAUGGUUGAAGUUCCACGUAUACAUAGGGAUACUCAGAAAUUGGGUGAUAUUGAGGACAUGUUGCAAUGUUUCAGGUCACUUAUUGGUCAAUUAGAAGGCAUAGAUCCCAGGAAGAUGAAACACGAGGAGAAGCUAGCAUUCUGGAUCAACGUACACAAUGCGUUGGUGAUGCAUGCCUAUUUGGCUUAUGGGAUUCCACAGAACAACACAAAGAGAGUCUUUCUACUCUUGAAAGCUGCCUACAACAUUGGAGGUCACAUAGUAAGCGCAGAUACGAUACAGGAUCCUAUCCUUGGAUGCCGCAUGUCUCGCCCUGGACAGUGGCUUCGCUUCUUACUUCCUUCCAGAACGAAGUUUAAGGCUGGAGAUGAACGACAAGCAUAUGCAAUCAAACAUGCUGAACCCCUUCUGCACUUUGCGCUAUGUUCAGGAAGCCAUUCUGAUCCUGCGGUCCGUGUUUACACACCCAAGAGUGUAAUACAAGAGCUGGAAAUUGCCAAAGAAGAGUACAUUCGGGCUACCUUUGGCGUAAGAAAGGACAAGAAGAUUCUUUUACCGAAAAUUGUGGAGUCCUUUGCAAAGGAUUCAGGGUUGUCUCCCGCUGGCGUGAGUGAGGUGAUCCAAAAGUGUUUACCGGAAUCAGUGAGAAAGAAUGUUAAGAAAUGUCAAUCUGGGAAGUCCGGAAAGAGCAUUGAGUGGGUUCCUUAUAAUUUUGCUUUUCGAUAUCUCAUAUCUAAAGAGCUGGUGAAGUGAUUGCUGGCACAGGUCAAGUUCAAAACUUGGGAGCCCCAUAGCAUUGUUCACUAGGUUAUUGAAAUAGGAAGAGGCUUUUGAUUUGCUUUUGUACAGAUGAAAGAGAUCAGGGAGCCUAAAAUGAGAAGACGGUAAGGGUUGGCGUAUACUUGGUAUUUUGUAUUGAUGUAUCUCCAAUUUGCUAAAUCAUGAAAUGGGAAGUAUCUAUCUCAUGUCCGGUACACUUGACAGUUGCGCUCUUGAAUUUAGCUCGAGUAUGUAUAUAACAUAUUUUGUACAGUGUCAUUCUAUUGAGGAAGAUAUUUGGUUAUGCUAA